UGAGAGUGUGCAAAGACAUGACACAACUCAGGAUAUUUGACCGCUGGAUUAUGAAAAUGUCACGUUCUUGCUCUCUGGCUGUUGCCAUCCUGGUCUUUGCUGGAGGGUGGUGUCUGUGUGCAGCUAAUGUUGGGGAGUUCACUCCAUGCCUGCAGUUCUUCUACAGGUCCUGGCCUCCUAAAGGUCUGGAGGGGACCCCCAUCUGCCAGCGUUUCAACAACCAGUAUCGAUUUGCCACCUUGUACAGUCGCCCACGCCGCUCUCCGUGGUUCUCAGCCUAUUUAUACAGAGCACCAGUAGGAAAGAGACCUUCAGCAACUUGGAAGUUUGAGCCACAGUUAGCCUACCCAGGAGCUGAUGGCAACAUGAUCCCCUUCCCUCCAGGCCCUCCGGACCAGAACGUGGUGGAGAGCCAGGCAGUGAAGCUGGACUACAUCAAUUCCACCUACUCUCGUGGCCACUUAAACCCCAGCCUUCACCACCAGAGCCAUGAGGACCGCUCCGCCACCUUCACCCUCACUAAUGUGGUCCCUCAGAAGGCAGGCUCUAAUGACGGGCCCUGGGAGAUCCUGGAGCAAACUGUCAACCAUACCUUAUCAGCCUACUGUCUUGGAGAUGCUUACAUAGUGACUGGCAUCAUCCCUUACCGGACUGACGAGCACUGGCUGAAGAAUCAUCGUGUGGCCGUGCCGGAGUACAUGUGGUCAGCCUACUGCUGCCCAAAGUACAACAACAGUCUUCCAAAGGAACUGAAGAACACCUUCCCCACAUACGCUGCUAUCGGCCGCAACGACCCCAACAGCACCGAGGAGAUUGUGCCAGUUAACAAGACGGCUAAGACACAGUUCAGGGGAUAUGAUGUGAGGCAGAUGCCACUGCAAACACUUGAGAUGUAUCUCAAGGACAGGUUCAAUACUGUCGUCAGUGUUUUUUAUGAGCUGUGCUCUGGAUCAGACUGAUCCCUCACAUAUACAAUAAUUAGAUCGUUGAAGUGUUCGUGCUAAUUUCAUUUUAUUGACUAAUUAUAAGUGAAAAGUCUUUUCUCAACAGGUUCUCCUAGGAAAAUGACAAAAUACAUCAUUUGACAGGUUUAGGCAGAAAAACUACUUGUUCAUUAGGAUUGGGAAAGAUUGUGGUUAUGGUAAAAAGAAACCAACACUGCAGCUCUUAGAUCAAUGGAGAGCCAGACUUUUCCCAUCAUGCACUUUCCCAUCAUGCAAUUCUUGCAGUCAGUGAAGAGGGACUGCGGCGCCUAACUCCAAAAACUGCAUCUGCCUUGAGAUUUGCCUAAAUUUGCAUGACAUCAGAGCAACUCGAGAUCAGACAAAAAACGUACCAUCAUGCAUUGUGCAGUGAUCACCUGUGAAUUCUGCACAGGCCUGGCUCAUCUGAACCAACUAGCAGAAACUUGAUCUGAAGACUUAAGAUUCAUCUUUACAUACCACACACUAAUGAUUUUAUCUGCCGACUGUCAACAACAACUGACCCAGACUGGAACAGACCUGGUCCAACUUGGUCCCAUUAAGAUCAAAUCUUCAUGAUGGGAAAAGCAACACUUAACUCAUGGAAAAAAGCUAAAUAAAACUCAGUGAAAUGGUUAUGGUGAUGCUUCCACUGCAGAUUCGCAGCUGGGCAUGAACCAAUUAACAAUACUGACCACUAGAUGGUGUCCUUGUGCAAUAUAUGCAGCUGGUGGAUAUGAGUUUGAGCCAGCUUCUGGUGACUGUGCACUGCAACUGGAAGGAAUUUUUUCAAGUUUCAUCUCAGCAGAAUCCAUUCCUUAUUCAUAAAAACAUCAGACCUCACUAUAGUGUGAGUCAGUUAGUCUUUUAUCUUAUGAUUUCCUAAAUAAUGUAUUUGAAUCACAC
Molecule: messenger RNA, 1868 nt
Organism: Seriola dumerili (greater amberjack)
Lineage: Eukaryota; Metazoa; Chordata; Actinopteri; Carangiformes; Carangidae
Product: endonuclease domain-containing 1 protein-like
Exons: 2
Coding region: 18-959 (313 amino acids)
Molecular function (GO): hydrolase activity; metal ion binding; nucleic acid binding
Source: RefSeq, a predicted model, not a curated record